CUUGGAGCUUGUAUGCUGCGUUGUGUUUACGUGCCGAGUCGCAGUCGGACAUGUUGCAUAUUUACACACAACUACGAUUAUGUUGAAGGAAAACAACAUUUAAAGCUAGCUACGGUUGGGUUGAAGGAAAACAACAUUUGGAACACGACACUUGGAGCUAACUAUGGUUAUGUUGAAGAAAAAGAACACUUGGAACUAACUAUGGUUAUGUUGAAGAAAAACGACACUCGGAGCUAACUAUGGUUAUGUUGAAGAAAAACGACACUUGGAGCUAACUAUGGUUAUGUUGAAGGAAAACGACACUUGGAGCUAACUAUGGUUAUGUUGAAGUAAAAGAACACUUGGAGCUAACUAUGGUUAUGUUGAAGAAAAACGACACUUGGAGCUAACUAUGGUUAUGUUGAAGGAAAACGACACUUGGAGCUAACUAUGGUUAUGUUGAAGAAAAAGAACACUUGGAGCUAACUAUGGUUAUGUUGAAGAAAAAGAACACCUGGAGCUAACUAUGGUUAUGUUGAAGAAAAACGACACUUGGAGCUAACUAUGGUUAUGUUGAAGAAAAAGAACACUUGGAGCGAACUAUGGUUAUGUUGAAGAAAAACGACACUUGGAGCUAACUAUGGUUAUGUUGAAGAAAAAGAACACUUGGAGCGAACUAUGGUUAUGUUGAAGAAAAAGAACACUUGGAGCUAACAAUGGUUAUGUUGAAGAAAAAGAACAGUCUGCGAGAUUGAAGGUAAAUUCUCCUGCAACUGCUUCUGUGUAUUGUUCCAUGUGUGCAGUGUUGCAGUGCAUGUACUACUCACUCAUCAUGGCUUCUUCACCCAUGGUCAUUGGCAACCAGCUCAUCCUGGAAGAGGACUUUGAUGAAAACUAUAAUCCCUCUGAACAAGAGAUUAACAAGUAUGCAAGGGAGAUAGGAAUUGAUCCUGACAAAGAAGAGGAGCUGAUGUGGUUGGCCAAAGAGGGGAUUGUUGCUCCACUUCCACCAGAGUGGAAGCCUUGCCAAGAUGUUACAGGCGACAUCUAUUAUUACAAUUUCUCUUUCGGUGAGUCCACCUGGGAUCAUCCCUGCGACCAACACUACCGCCGGCUGGUUAUUCAAGAACGUGAACGUGUCCAGCGCGCUGCUGCUGUUGGAUCAGGGACCAAGAAAAAGAAAAAAGAGAAAAAAGAGAAAAACAAGAAGGACUCAGUCAGACCUACUGGUGGUCAAAAGAGUUUGGCUUUGGCGUCCUUGCAAUCAACACGGGGAUGCCUGCUUCCUCUCAGUGGUCUUGAUGCUCCUGUGCUUGGCCCAAUAUCUGCCUCUGGAUCUGCUUCUGUCUUUUCUCGCUCACUUGGAUCAGGGGGACUGGAACCUCUCAAAGCACCUGGGCUUCUCGGGGGUCUGUGUAGCAGUGCCUUUUCUAGCCUUUCAAGCAACAAGAAUGAAGAAAAGGUGUUUCUUACCUUGCCUGGUUUUGAUGAGGGCGACGACAUCUUAGAACAUGAGUCAAGCCAGAGGUCUUCGGACAAGCAAAUAAUGAGCCACCAUCUGGACCUGGGUGACUUCAGAAAAGGUGUUCAAUAUGAGGAAAGUGAGGCUAGUGCUGCAGCAAGGGCAAAGGACAGAACACUUUCUGGAGGACACAACUCUGAGCCUCCCUCACGACAAAACUCUGAAGCCAGUGAUAUCAUGAAGAGUACAUCAUCCAUAAAUGUGAAGCUGUCGGAAAAUGUAUUUGACUUCAACGAUAUGUCGAGCUCUGUGAGUCUACUGGAGCAAAACUACGACAGAGACAAUGUGAUGGAUGCGAUGGGAAAGUAUAGCAAGGUUGAGGCUGCCAAGAGGAAUGUACUGUCCACAGACAAGAAAGAAGUUACAGUUUCAAAAGGCGAACAACUUGUGGUAGCUCAGGCCCUCUCUUCACACACGGAAGUAGACCUUCUGAAACAACCCGCUGCUGAACGUCUAUGCUCAGCUGACAACCUGCAGAGACCUGAAACUUCUCGAGGUCGGCUGUGCCGAACGUCCAACACGCAAGUGAAAGCAUUGGAAACCUCCAGAUGCAACUUUGUGCAAACAUUGGAAAAAGAAUCCAAUUUUGCAAUCUGGAAAAAUGAGGAAGAAGGCGAAAGGGAGGUAGAAAAUGAGUGGGUGAGGGCUGAAAAAGAGGAGAAUCUAAAAGUGAGAAAGAAAGAUGGAGAACUACAGAGUGGUGAUGCGAGUCAGAAAGGGGACGAGGACACAGAUCAAUUCAUUAAGGAGAAGAAGAAGAAGAGAUCCAUUUUUCCCCAGGAGGCAUUGUUCAGCAAGGAGAAAGAGUGUUUAAAGGAGGAGAGGGCAAUAUCUCGCUUCCGUAAGGAGUUGAAGAGAGAAGAAGAUGCAGAGAAGGAGCAAUUUACUCGGGAGAAGGAGAAGAGACCAGCUUUAUUCCAGCAGGAAGAGGUGAAGCUUGAAGAAGAGGGUGAAGAAAAACUGAGGGAGGAGAGCGACAUUAUGCUGAAAGAUUUACGUAUGGCACUGGAAGAAGAAAAGAAGGUGGAGGCUCAGAAGAGGCUGGACAUUGAGCGUAUGAAGGCUGAGUCAGGAGACGAGCUGCCAGCAGAGACAACCAAAGUGCAUGAGGAGAAAAUGAAUUAUUUAAAGCAAGAGGUGAUCACCUCAGAGAGAACUUGUAGAGAGCUGAUUCUUCCACAUCCUCAACAGCAGCUCACAGAAUACCACAAAGAGCUGUCUGAUUUGCUCCUGGAAGUGCGAGAGGACGUGCAGCGUGAGCAUGAGAAGAAGCUGGUGCACCUGAGGCAGGAACACAGGAGAGAGCUCAACAACAUCAGGGAGAAGCAACUGGAAGAGGAACGUGUUCAGAGAGAGCAGUUGUUUCGUACUCUGCAAGAAGACAGAGAGCUUUUGCAGGCCUCACAUGAUCAUCAACUGGAGAAACUGCGCAUUCAGCUUCACAAUGAGAUGGAGAAGGCCCAGCUGACAUACUCGCAGAAGCAAUCAGAGCUUCAACAUUACAUCGACCAGUUAGAGCUGAAAACCAAAGACCUGAAGAGAGAUGAGGAAAUUCUCCAGAGCAAGGCAGAAGAUUUGAACAGAAAGAGGAAGAUGCUUGGCGGGGAAGAGGAGGAUGUAGAUCGACAGACAACAACUUUGCAGCAACUGAUGUUGGAGAGAGACCAGCUCAGGCUAGAGAUUGAAAGGAUGAGGGAAGAUCAAAGUGAAGAAGUCCUUAAUAAAAUGCGAGAGGAAAGAAACAAGGCUCAACAAGAAAAGGAGAGGUUGAGGGAAGAGAUAGACAAAGUCAUGGAGGAAAGGGAGAAGUUGAAGGAAGAAAAGCAGCAAUUGGAGAGCAAGGUGGCGCUGUAUCAGGAACAGUGUGAGCGUCUCAGUCGCAGAGUCAGUGAGUUGGAAACACAGGACGGACAAAGUGUCUUCAGACGAAAGAAGGAGAAAAAGAAGAGCACGUCACUUUCCAAUGGCCGAGCAGCCUCACCCCGACAUGGAGAUGAGCUGGAGGAGACUGUUUCCUCUGCUGCACCUGACAGCUGCAGCGACAUGCUGAAGUUCAACUAUUCUCAUAACUCAGCUAUUCAAAGGACAAGAACACUUCUGGAGAAAGAAAGCCACCAACUAAUGGAAAGACAGGCAACUCUUCUUGUGGCCCAAAGUAACAACACUCCGCAAGCCAACCAUGGAGGAGGGAUGACUGAACAAAAGGAGAUAAGACAUUUGUCUGAGCUGUCACAGAUGGUCAUCAGUGGAAACCCCCUGAAAACAGAAGAAGUGAGCUCAGUAGCUCAGAAGUCAUUGCUUCAAGAUGCUGUCCUGCCGGCUGGGCAGAGGAAGGUCACCUUUAAUGUGACAGAAGAUUCAGAGCUCAGCAGCACUGGUGACCCGUCUAAUGAGACAGGAGGCAAUCUGGCCUUUCUGGCCAAAGUCCAGGAGUUAGCGGAGUCCCAACAGCAGAUCUCAGGCCAGCUCAACACUGUGUUGGGGGCUCUGGGAUCAUUAGCCCAGAGGCAGAGCAGCACGUCCCUGCCAGCCUUCACCACAGUCCUGUCUAAUUCUGCUGCCACGAGGUCUUCACCCUUUCUACCACAAGUUCCCAUUGUAGGCCCCAUAUCUCUAGACCAACCUAGGCCACUCUGGAAGGCGUCCAACAUGGGUGGCCUUGGCCUCGCCAACUUUGUGGCCAGCUCUUCUCCAGCUGGUCUGACAACUUUGGGAGAUGUUGCACACCGCAGAUGGACAGACUUCUUUCCUGAAGGUGUAGAACUCAAGUCCAGCAUCUCCAGGUCACCAUACUCCUCCUACACGCCUGCUAGCCUGCACCUGCAGAAAACAGUGAAAGUGGAUGGCCAGAAGCUGCAGAAGCUGAUAGAAAGCAACAAGCGGUGGUUAGAGAUGCGGAAGAAAGACCCCAGCGUACCUUUGCUCACUCGCUAUCGGCCUUCUUCCUCCUCCCAGAACAACCUGGUCCAGCUGGGUCUGGACGACAACAACCAGAUUAAAGUCUACCAUUACUGAGGACAGCAGGGUCUGUGGAUUCAAGGAACUUUAUCUUCAUACCAUGAGACACUUGGUAUUUUUCUUAGGUUGAAGAAGUGUCAGACUUAUUUUGAUUGGUAACAUGGUAUGCAUUAGUUAGUAGACUCCGACUGUUGUGUAUCUUCUAUUUUCCAGUGUUAGAGAAGAAGUUCUAUCUGUCCCACUGGCUCUGUCUUUCUAUUUGAAGUUGAACAAUUACUGCUCUCAUUAUGGGCUGGAUGAGUGUUUUACUAUGCGCUUCUCCCUAUUUUCUCAAUGGACCUUUUGUAAACGAGACACAACCUUGUACGUGUUGUCAUGGAGAUGUGUUAUUUCUGGAUGACACUUGUUGUAGAGUGCUGUCAUGUGACGUGUUUACUACAAAUAUUGUGUGUGUGACGGCAGAACAACUCAAUCCAUUUAUUAAAAUUGAAUACUUUUUUUUUUC
Nerophis ophidion (straightnose pipefish) is the source of this 4964-nucleotide messenger RNA. RefSeq names its product centrosomal protein of 164 kDa-like. The transcript has 26 exons. NCBI's taxonomy places the organism in Eukaryota, Metazoa, Chordata, Actinopteri, Syngnathiformes, Syngnathidae. Gene Ontology annotation, molecular function: protein binding; DNA-binding transcription factor activity. The record is from RefSeq and is a predicted model, not a curated record. Gene Ontology annotation, biological process: regulation of DNA-templated transcription. Bases 773 to 4516 code for a protein of 1247 amino acids.